AUGGCCCUGCGCGUGCUCUCGGUGCGCCUCGCGCGCGCGCAUCCGCUGGCGCGCGCGCCGUCGGCGCCGGCCGCGCGCCGCCUGAGCGUCGGCGACCCGGCGGCCGUGUCCUUCGCGGGCGCCAUCGGCGCCGGGAGCCGCGACGUGCCGGGUCUCGUGGGCCUGCCGACGCGGCGCGAGCAGGUCGCGGCCCUGCGGCGCGGCGGCAACGACAUGUUCGACGUGCUCGUCGUCGGUGGCGGCGCCGUCGGGAGCGGCGUGGCCCUCGACGCGCAGACGCGGGGCCUGCGCACGGCCUGCGUCGAGCGCGGCGACUUCUCGAGCGAGACGAGCAGCCGGUCGACGAAGCUCCUCUGGGCGGGCAUCCGCUACAUCGCGACGGCGGCCGCGGGCCUGCUCCGGGCGAAGAGCUUGCGCGACCCCGUGAGGGCCUUCCGCGACUUCGGCGGCGAGUUCAUGAUGGUGCUCAACUGCCACCGGGAGCGGCGCUACAUGAUGGAGACGAACCCCCACCUCUGCUCCUGGCAGCCCAUCGCGCUGCCCUUCAGCGAGUGGUUCAUCAAGCCCUACCCCUUUGGCCACGCGGCGUUCGGCUUCUUCCCGAUCCUCUCGCCCCUCGUCUUCAAGCUCUACGACGCCAUGUCGGCCUUCUCCUGCCCGCCGUCCUACGUCGUCGGCCGGCGCCGCGCGCGCGACAUGUUCCCCCAGCUCUCGCGCGAGUCCAAGGGCAUCAACUACAUCCAGGUCUUCUACGAGGCGAUGCACAACGACGCGCGCACGAACGUCGCCAUCGCGCUGACGGCGGCGGAGAAGGGCGCCGCCGUGGCCAACUACUGCGAGGUCGUCGACCUGCUCAAGGACGACGGCGGCGUCGUGGUCGGCGCGGAGGUCCUGGACCGGGUUUCGGGCGACCGCUUCGACGUCCUCGCGAAGGCCGUCGUGCUCUGCGGCGGCCCCUUCACGGACGGCAUGCGGCGGCUCGAGCGGACGGACCCGGACCGGCCCUUCGAGCCCGCGGUCCGCGGCGGCAGCGGCACGCACAUCGUGCUCCCGGGCUACUACUGCCCCAAGGACAUGGGCCUCUUGGACUACAACACGUCCGACGGCCGCUUCCUCUUCUUCCUGCCCUGGCUCGGCCACACGGUCGUCGGCACGACGGACAAGCAGUGCGACGCGGAGACGCUGCCGACGGCGCCCGAGGACGAGAUCCAGUGGAUCUUGAACGAGUGCUCCAAGUACCUGUCGCUCGACAUCCGCGUGAGCCGCGGCGACGUGCUCAGCGCCUGGCGCGGCUGGCGCCCGCUCGCGUCGGACCCCCACGCGGACCCCGACGGCCCCGUGAGCCGCGACCACAUCGUGUCCUACAACGACGAAACCGGCGUCGUCUUCUGCGCGGGCGGCAAGUGGACGACGUGGCGCGAGAUGGCCCAGGACGUCGUGGACAGGGUCACGGCGGAGCGGGGGCUCCGCGCGUCCAGGUGCAAGACGCGGGAUCUCGGGCUCCUCGGCCGCGACGGCUGGGAGAUCACGACGCCCGUGCAGCUCGUGCAGAAGUACGGCGUCGCCGAGAGCGUCGCGGCGCACCUCGCGACGACCUACGGCGGCCGCGCCGCCGACGUCUUGGAGCUCGCGGCGCCCACGGGCCGCAACUACCCGCGCCUCGGCAUACCGCUCGCGGACGGCUACCCCUACAUUGAGGCCGAGGUCCGCUACGCGUGCCGCGAGUACGCGGUGACGGUCGAGGACGUGCUGAGCCGCCGCACGCGCCUCGCGUUCCUCAAUUCCGCGGCGGCGACGGACGCGAUCCCGCGCGUGGCGGAGUUGAUGGCGGAGGAGCUCGGCUGGUCCGAGGCGGAGCGCGCGCGGCAGUUGGACCACGCCUACGCCUACAUGGCGUCCUACGGCGGCCCCGACCUGCGGCGCAUCUUCGACCACAUCGACGCGUCGGGCGACGGCGUGCUGCACCCGGCCGAGGUCCGCGACGCCGCGCACCUGCUGGGCUUCCCGCUCCGCGACGGCGACGAGUGGCUCGACAAGGCCUUCACGGCCAUGGACCCGGACGGCAACGGCGUCGUCACCUUCGAGGAGUUCUCCGCGUGGUGGAACGGCGACUCGGAGCUCUCGGGCUACGCGCGCCGCAAGGCCGCGCUCGUCGACGAGUUCAAGCUCGACAUGGCCAAGCAGCUCACGGCGCCGGGCGGCAAGAAGGCCGCCGCGGGCAACUUCCUCGGGUAA
Messenger RNA from Aureococcus anophagefferens, 2235 nucleotides. RefSeq lists its product as hypothetical. The coding region runs from base 1 to 2235 and encodes 744 amino acids. The transcript is spliced from 2 exons. Lineage: Eukaryota; Pelagophyceae; Pelagomonadales; Pelagomonadaceae. The record is from RefSeq and is a predicted model, not a curated record. Gene Ontology annotation, molecular function: calcium ion binding; glycerol-3-phosphate dehydrogenase (quinone) activity. Gene Ontology annotation, biological process: glycerol-3-phosphate metabolic process. Gene Ontology annotation, cellular component: mitochondrion; glycerol-3-phosphate dehydrogenase (FAD) complex.